Molecule: messenger RNA, 4332 nt
Organism: Gilbertella persicaria
Lineage: Eukaryota; Fungi; Mucoromycota; Mucoromycetes; Mucorales; Choanephoraceae
Product: glycosyl hydrolases family 15-domain-containing protein
Exons: 6
Coding region: 7-4323 (1438 amino acids)
Biological process (GO): glycogen metabolic process
Cellular component (GO): phosphorylase kinase complex
Molecular function (GO): calmodulin binding
Source: RefSeq, a predicted model, not a curated record
AUCUUAAUGAAGGGGAACUAUAGUAGAAAGCAUUCUUUAGAAAGACUUGAUUAUUACUAUCAAGUUAUUAAUACCACUGUCUUAUCUAAACAGAAUGCUGCAAGUGGCUUGAUUCCUGCUUCCGUUGCAAUCACUACACAUGGUGAUUAUACAGAUGCUUGGGUUAGAGAUAAUGUCUACUCGAUUUAUUGUGUAUUUGGCCUCGCCCUUGCUUACAGAAGAGUAGAUGAUACCACUGGAAGAGCAUUUGAGCUUGAACACGCUGUUGUAAAAUUGAUGCGUGGUCUUUUGUUCUCAAUGAUGCGUCAGGCACCCAAAGUUGAAAAGUUCAAAAAGACAAACAAUAUUCUUGAUGCUCUUCAUGCUAAAUAUAAAACCGAGACUGGUGCUACUGUUGUAGGUGACAGAGAAUGGGGUCAUCUUCAAAUUGAUGCUACCAGUUUCUUUUUGGUCGCUUUAGCUGAUAUGACCACAAGUGGACUCAGUAUUAUCUACACUCAAGAUGAAGUUGAUUUCAUUCAGAAUUUGGUUUUUUAUAUUGAACGUGCUUAUCGUACACCUGACUUUGGUAUUUGGGAGCGCGGUGAUAAGGUCAAUCAUGGUGAACCAGAAUUGAACUCUUCUUCAAUCGGUAUGGCUUAUGCUGCUCUUCGCGCUAUCAAUGGUGUCAACUUGUUUGGUGCUCGAGGCAGCUCUUCUUCUACGAUAUAUGUUUUACCUGAUGAAAUGACACGUAACAAAAUCACACUUCAAAGUGUAUUGCCCAGAGAAUCCCAUUCUAAGGAAAUUGAUGGUUCUGUCAUGUCUGUCAUUGGUUUCCCUGCAUUUGCUGUAGAAGAUCCUGCUUUAAUCGAAUUGACACGUUCUGAAGCCAAAAAGAAGUUAGAAGGUCGUUAUGGUUGGAAGCGUUUCUUGAGAGAUGGUCACCAAACCGUUUUGGAAGAUCAUAGUCGUCUCCACUACAAUGAAAGCGAAUUAAAAAUCUUUGAGAAUAUUGAAUCAGAAUGGCCUCUCUUUUUUACUUACAUGGUUUUGGAAGGUUUGUUUACCGAUAAUUUGGAACAAGCAGAUGAAUACCGCAAGAAACUUGAGUUUGUCGCUAUUGAUUCUGCCUAUUGGGACCCUGAAAACCCUCGUCCUCCUGAAGACUACAAGACAAACAAUAAGCGUCCCACUGCUCCUUGUCGCACUGCUAGUCUUGACCUUUCUACUGCACCCGCUGAUUUGCAUAUCCCGCUUAUUCCUGAACUCUACUAUGUUCCUAAAGAAUCCAUUGAUGCUGAGAAAGCAGACCCUCAUUCACAAAAGAGAAUUCCUAAUGACAACACACCCCUUGUUUGGGCUCUUUCUCUCUAUUUGUUGGGUAAUUUGAUUUACGAGAACCUUUUAUCUGCUUCCGAACUUGAUCCUCUUGGUCGUCGUUUUAAUGUGAAGGGUGUAAAAGCUGAUAAUGUAGUUCAAGUAGUCCUCUUGUCCGAAAACGAAAAGUUACAAAAGACUUUAUCCACCUACGGUCUUGAAACACAAUCCAUUGACCAAAUUUCUUCCAGCUUUACUGUCUUGCCUCCUCAAGCACUUGCUGAUGUGUAUGGUGCAUUGGGCCAAAACUCCAAGCUAGGUCUUUCAGGUAGACCUAAUCGUCCUAUUGGUACUUUGGCUACAUCUCGUCUCUACCGUAUCGAGGGCCAUAUUUAUGCUUUUACACCUCAAUUCAUGGAUGUUCAUUCUUUCUAUCUCAACUCGGACCCUGACUACUUGGUCUCUACAAUCGAAAACGAAAUCAGCUCUACCAAUGCUCACUGGACUUUCCCUGGUCGUCCUACAAUCACGAUUGUCUUGACCAAUGCCAUGUUGGGUGACAUUACUCGAUCUGAAGUCAUGCCUGCUAAUCGCAGUAAGGCUCUUGUCAAUGCUCUUUUGACCUCUGACGCUUCCAAGAAAAACUUGCUCAACUUCUUUAUGAACUUGCGAUCUGGUGAAUGCAAUGGUGUACGUUUACGCUUAUCUCGUCUUACAGAAACGGUGAAUACAAGCAACAUUGAGUCUUUGGACUUCUUGAUCAACAAGCCUGAUGUGGACUGGAGCACUAUUUUGUCUAACAAUAAGUCUUAUCAUCACAAGCAUCAAUCACAUCGCCGCCUUGGUCUUGACCAAAACUCUUCAUUGAGUUCCCCUGGUGGCGCUCUUACUCCUGGAGGCGCAAGAACACCUAGACGCCGUAGUGUGUUCCAUGGCAAAUCCUUGGAUACACCUUUGGAUAAGAUUGAUGGCCGUGAUAGUUACUUUCAAGAUAUUGUUACAGCUUUGGAGAGAAUUAAUAGUGAUGGUGUCACUGCUUUCAAGCUGAAGGAUCAUGAAAUUGCUCCUGAAGCCAAUGGUUUGAAUGGCCCAGCUAAUACCAAUCAAGCUAAAUCAGAAGAAUCCAGCGAAACUAAAGGCCCUUCUGCUCGUUUGUCUGUUGAAACAGGCGAAGCUAGUGGUAGCGAAAUGCUCUUGUCAUUGACUCUGGGUGACAUGUCCCAAUUUGAUGAUGCUAUUAAGAGUCUUCAAGCUUCUGUCAAUCUCUAUGAUCAAAUCGACUUGUUGCAAUACUUGACUUCCUGUAAAAAUUUGGACGAGUUCAUUCCAGAACUAGAUGCUACUAUUCGAAACCUUUUGGAAGAAGUAUAUGUGAAGUCUAAGCGUCUUCAAUACUGGUCUAUUGCUCGUCAAGUCAGUGGUCUGCUUUCCAAGACAAUGCCUACCUUGACCGAAAAUUUGACAGACUUGGUCAUUCGCCAAAAACAAGUCAGCAUUGGCUCUGGUUCUCGAGAACUUUUGAUUUCGUCUCCUUUGGGUCCUGAUGCCUUGAACAAGAUUAUCUCUGAACAAGGUUUGGAUGAUGUUCGUGAGGGUCCUGUUGUGCAAGAAAUCAUUAUUUCCUUGGGUAAUUUCAUCCGUACUAAUCCUAGUAUGUUUGAUGGUAUUUUGCGUCUUCGUACCCACUUUAUUAUCAUUGCCUUGCGUGAAGAAAUCAGUCGUUUGAAUGGUUUUAAUGAAGAAGAAGCUAUCGAACACUUGAUGCAGCUCUCUCCCUUUGAAUUGCAAUCAUUGCUGGGUACAGUCAUGUCUGGUCCUGGUAUGUGUGAAGAAACAACUAUUAUGGUGCGUGAUAAGCCUGGAGGAUACUUGAUCUUGUCUCAAGAAUUUGAUCCCAAUCGUCAACUCAGUUCAGAAGUACCAUCUUUGAAAUUGCCUCCUUCCAAGAAGAAGGAGCAAGUCAACAAGGAGCAAGAAAAGGCAAAGAACACGAUCUUUAUUCGUGCUCAAUCUGGUGGUUACAAUGCAGGUAACUUUGCUCGCGCAGAAAUCAAUGGCAAUAUCUUGGCAGCCAAUACUCGUGGUCUCCAUGUUUGGGCUAUUGAUCGUUCCGAAAAGGUAGUGAUGGAGCAUGCUUCAUUUGAUACACAUAUUUCUACAGAUGAAAGUGAAGAUCUUGUUCAAUUUAUUCGCAACUUGAGCCCUGGUUUGAUUGUCGUCGUGGCCUCCAAAGAUGAUUUCACUGAACAUCUCACCAAAGACGCUGCUGAAGCUUUGAAGAGUUUAGGUGCUCAACAAAUUGACAAUGUCAAGUACCGUGACUCUUAUGUUUUGAUUGCUGAAAAAAAUGGUGAUCGUGCUGUUGAAGCUCAUAAGCCAGCAAAUGAUGGCCCUACUGAUUUGGUUGAAGAGGAGUUUGCUUUACUUAAGAAGCAUGAUAUUUCACCUUCAGAAAUCAGUACUAGCAACAUUAGCCAUUUCUGUCCUACUUCCAAUGGUCGUUGGUUGCGUCGCAGAAAGAAUGAUGGUGCUCUGAAUCGUGUUCCUUCUCAUUUCUUCUCACGUACAUGGUCUGUGCUCGAUAAAUGCCAUGGCUUCCAGAUUGGUAAUCAAAACUUGCCCCGUGAUCCAACCGUGUUUGAAAAGACACCUGAAGAAUUCAACUUUGCCUUAGCUGUUGAGGGCUUUUUAGGCAUCCUCAGAGACCCUGCCGAGCGACAGAUUGCUACUGAAAUUCUCUCUUUAAUUUACCAAAAACAAAAGGAAAAUCCAUCCAUCCAAUUCAUUGAACAACUUAUUGAUAUUCCUGCUAUUAUGGAUGGUGCUAUUGCGGAUUUCUGGAACAAGUGGGUUGAGAAGAAUAAGGAAACAUUUGAAAAGAGUCCAUUGUUUGCCAACGGAUUUGACUACAACGAUCACAAAGAAAUGGCACAUAACUUGUUCUAUGAUCUUCCUCUCGCUAAUUCUGAAGAAAGCACAUCUACUUAUCUUUCUAGAAGCAUUUCUAACGCUUUGCAUAUUUAAUUCUAUUGC